CUGAGCUUCGCGGUGACUGCAGGGAAGAGCUGGAUCAGAGCAAAGAUGAAGGAUAGGCGCGGGGCUGAGCUCCUUGUCCUGAACGAUUUGGUGGAACCCGGAGUGAUGCACCGAGCGCCAUACCCCGCAGCCUGAGAAGGGAGAAACAAACCACGCGGCCGUGCGGGGGAUGCGGAGGCGCUUGAUCCAAGGGAAAAAAGAAGCCCUCAAGGUGCGUUUGCUUCUGCCGGUCAUUGUUGCUCCAUGGGAUUUCUUCCUCCCCUCGCGACUGACCUGAUGUGGACCAAAGCGUUUCUAACAUGAACUUUCUCUCUGGGAUCUGGUGGUCUCUUCCUCUGGUCUUGGUCUGGGCGACCCCACCAGUCACCUCCUCAUGGUGGUACAUGGGGGCCGUGGGCUCGUCGCGGGUGAUGUGCGACAACGUACCGGGCCUGGUGAGCCGGCAGCGGCAGCUGUGUCGACGGCACCCUGAGGCCAUGCUUUCCAUCGGCCGCGGAGUGGCUGCCUGGACGGCCGAGUGCCAGCAUCAAUUUCGCCGGCACCGCUGGGACUGCAACGCCCUGGAGCGGGGACAACGCCUUCUCGGCCGCGUCGUGUCACGCAGUAGUCGGGAAUCUGCUUUUGUACAUGCUAUCUCCUCUGCUGGAGUUGUUUUUGCCAUCACCAGGGCAUGUAGCCAAGGGGAGCUGAAGUCCUGCUCCUGUGAUCCCAAGAGGAAAGGCUCUGCCAAGGACGGCAAGGGCCAUUUUGACUGGGGUGGCUGCAGCGAUAACAUUGACUAUGGCAUUAAAUUUGCCAGAGCCUUUGUGGAUGCCAAAGAACGGAAAGGAAAAGAUGCAAGAGCACUGAUGAACCUUCACAACAACAGAGCUGGAAGGAAGGCUGUGAAGAGGUUUUUGAAACAGGAGUGCAAAUGUCACGGUGUGAGUGGAUCAUGCACUCUAAGGACCUGUUGGCUGGCCAUGGCAGACUUCAGGAGAACAGGAGAUUAUCUGUGGAAGAAAUACAAUGGAGCAAUUCAGGUGGUCAUGAAUCAAGAUGGCACAGGUUUCACUGUGGCUAAUAAGAGAUUUAAGAAGCCAACUAAGAAUGACCUGGUAUACUUUGAAAGCUCUCCAGACUACUGUAUCAGGGACAGGGAUGUAGGGUCCCUUGGGACAGCUGGCCGGGUUUGCAACCACACCUCCCGUGGCAUGGACAGCUGUGAAGUCAUGUGCUGUGGGAGAGGCUACGACACCUCCCGCGUCAGCAGAAUGACAAAAUGCGAGUGCAAGUUCCACUGGUGCUGUGCUGUGCGCUGCCAGGACUGCCUGGAAGUGGUAGAUAUUCACACCUGCAAAGCGCCAAAGAACACUGGCUGGAUCUCUCGGACAUGA
This is a messenger RNA of Pogoniulus pusillus (Red-fronted tinkerbird), 1376 nucleotides long. RefSeq names its product Wnt family member 2 (gene WNT2). Lineage: Eukaryota; Metazoa; Chordata; Aves; Piciformes; Lybiidae. Gene Ontology annotation, cellular component: extracellular region. Gene Ontology annotation, biological process: cell fate commitment; neuron differentiation; canonical Wnt signaling pathway. The record is from RefSeq and is a predicted model, not a curated record. The transcript has 5 exons. Bases 300 to 1376 code for a protein of 358 amino acids. Gene Ontology annotation, molecular function: cytokine activity; frizzled binding.